Drosophila ananassae is the source of this 1826-nucleotide messenger RNA. Its product is annotated as fatty acid hydroxylase domain-containing protein 2. The coding region runs from base 445 to 1722 and encodes 425 amino acids. The transcript has 6 exons. The record is from RefSeq and is a predicted model, not a curated record. Gene Ontology annotation, molecular function: iron ion binding; C-4 methylsterol oxidase activity. NCBI's taxonomy places the organism in Eukaryota, Metazoa, Arthropoda, Insecta, Diptera, Drosophilidae. Gene Ontology annotation, biological process: sterol biosynthetic process.
CGCCGCGUAACCAAGUGUGUGUGAGCUUUCCACCGCGGAGCGGAAAGCGGAAGACGACUUUCAAACGAAAUAAUAUAUUAUAUUUAAGGGAUUUUAUUCUCCUAACUUUUAUGUUGUCGCAGAGUUAACAAUUGAGUCGGGAAUGUGAACAAAGUGAGGAAAAGUUCAACGACUGCCCCGAUCGGAAAGUUGGAUCGGAAAACUCACGAAACGAAACACACGCCACAAAACACACACACAUCGCAUCGAAUCACUUAAAAAGCCGGAGCUCGAAAAUAGAAAAAUCGAAGUGGCCCAAAUGUCAAGGACAACGGAGCCCAGUGCCACAACAUUCAGUCGACCUGUACAACUGGGCGAGCUGUGACGGAAAACCUGGACAUCGGGAGCACUUACUAUUAUCGGAAAAAAAAUAUAAUAAAGUUAAGAAAUUUCAGAGAAGCCGACAUGUCGAAUCCCACACACGGUAGGCCUCCAAACAACAACUCUGGAUAUGGAUCUGGAUCUGGAUCUGGAUCUCUGUCGUCCAUAGUCUCGUCGUCCUGUUCCCUCUCAUCCGCUUCAUUGCCCGUUUCGGUAACAGUCCAGCCGGCUGGAAAUGGAUGCAGUGCCUCAACCACGUCGUCCUCGGCAUCGGCCAGCUCCUCCAGUGUCUCGGUCAAGGACAGGACAGGACUACCGCCGGUUUAUUUGAACCUCAAUGAUCACUCUGGCAAGGAGCAAGGUCCUUCGCAGUCCUCCUGCUCACCGCUCCAGCACUGGGACGACACCCGCACCGCCGAUGUCUGGCUCUCGUCCCUCCACAGCGUCAUCUUCAUUAUCACUUGCGCCCUGGCCGCCUUCAUUCUGUUUCGCAACGUGCUCACCUGGCACUUGCAGAGCUUUUGGGGCGCCUCCGGUGACUUUUGGCAGGCCCAGUGGGACAAGUUCAUCGACUCAUUUGGUGAUGAACCCAUGGUUCUGUGGGUCUUCGGCACCACCAUCUUCACGAUGAUCGUCUACUGGAGCGUGGGCACCCUCUACACCUUCAUGGACCUGACCAACAGGCCCGCCUGUCUCCGCAAAUACAAGAUCCAACCGGGCACCAAUGAGCCCGUCGAAGUGCGACGGCUCUUGAAGGUGAUUUGGUGCGUGGUCUGCAAUCAGAUAUUCGUGGGCCUGCCCCUGGCCUAUGCCAGCUACCGACUGAUGGAGAUCCGGGGCCUGAGCGACAUCCGGGACCUGCCCACGUUCCACUGGGUCUGCUUCGAGCUGACCGUCUGCAUCCUGAUGGAGGAGCUCGGCUUCUACUACUCCCAUCGCCUCCUCCACCACAAGCACAUCUACAAGUACAUCCACAAGCAGCACCACGAGUGGACGGCCCCCAUCUCGGUCACGGCGAUCUAUUGCCAUCCCAUCGAGCACAUCUUCAGCAACCUGCUGCCCCCCUUCAUGGGCGUCUUUCUCAUGGGCAGUCACGUGGCCACCGCCUGGCUCUGGUUCGCCCUGGCCAUCCUCUCCACCCUCAACGCCCACUCCGGCUACCAUCUGCCCUUCUUUCCCAGCCCCGAGGCCCAUGAUUUUCAUCAUUUGAAAUUCAACAACUGUUUUGGAGUUUUGGGCGUUCUGGACCGCCUCCAUGGCACCGACUCCCUGUUCCGGGCCACCAAGUCCUAUGCGCGCCACAUCAUGAUGCUCAGCUUCAAGCCCCCGCGAGACGCCUUUCCCGACUCCACAAUGAAGUGAAGUUCUAAUUUCUGGACACUUAUGGCACACAAUUAGCACUUUAGUUGCCUUUUUUUUUGUUCUCUUCUAUAUCUGUGAAUACAAAUUUUGAAUUGUGAUAUCGA